Molecule: messenger RNA, 1274 nt
Organism: Leptinotarsa decemlineata (Colorado potato beetle)
Lineage: Eukaryota; Metazoa; Arthropoda; Insecta; Coleoptera; Chrysomelidae
Product: alpha-tocopherol transfer protein
Cellular component (GO): membrane
Molecular function (GO): phosphatidylinositol bisphosphate binding
Source: RefSeq, a predicted model, not a curated record
GUAGAUCAAAUCACUAACCAAACGGUCGAUAACCGAGCAAUUUAUACUGGUAGUUCAUUUGCCUUUAGUAUUUUGUUUGAUGCAGGAGUGACUGAAGUAUGUUGUGAUUAAAAAAAUGUUUUAAAGUUUCAGAAUCAAAAAACCAUUCAUCAAGAAACAGCUAUAUUUGUUGAGUCUGUAAAGUUAUAUUAAUUUAUUCUUGGAAAUGAUUCAUACGGGUUUUUGAGCACAGUUUACCGGGUGAUUCCUUACAUUUCCUGGAUUAACCAAGUAACCGUCCAAAAAUCCAAGCCUGCAACAUGGUGUUAUGCAUUGAAACGGGGUUGGACAACAUCCCUUUUAUCCAAUUAGGAACUCAUCAAAUGCGGCUCGAUCUGGAAGAACUGAGGGGCAAAGAUAAACAAAGGGCGGAAAAAGAACUGCGAGAAACACCCGAGAAUGUCGAAUUUGGAUUGACGAAGCUUCGCGAAAUUCUGAAAGCUGAUGAAGGCCUCUACAUACCGUUCGAUGACGAAUCUUUCCUGAUCAAAUUCCUGAGGCCGUGCCGAUACAACCCAGAAACCGCGGCAAAAAUCAUUAGGAAAUUCUACAGAUUCAAAAUCAAGCAUCCCAAAUACAGCGUCAACAUAACGCCUCAGAGCAUCAGACACGUUUUCGACUCAGAAGUGUACAAAUUGAUUCCGAUCAGGACGACAGCCGGUUCCAGGGUGUUGGUGAUAAACUGUGGAGCGAAAUGGAACCCGAAGCAAGUAACCCUGGAAGACUUGUUCAAGGCCACGAUGGUCACCAUAGAAAUCGCCAUGUUGGAACCGAAAACUCAGCUGGGAGGUGUCCACGUCAUCAUCGACAUGGACGGCUUCUCCCUGCUCCACGUCUGCCAAUUCUCCCCUCAGACUGCUAAGCUCAUUCUGGACUGGGUGCAGGAAUGUAACCCAACCAGACUGAAAGGCAUCCACAUUAUCAAUCAGUCGAACUUUUUCAGUAUGGUGUUUACCAUAUUCAAACCAUUUCUUGGGGAAAAACUGAAAAAAUUGUUAUUCUUACACGGAACCAACAGGAAAUCCCUCUUGGAGAAAAUAUCAUCUGAAAGUUUACCGGCAUAUUACGGAGGAACAGCUGAAUAUCCGGAAUAUCCUGGUAGUCUCUUUGCAGAUAUGCUCUUUUAUUAUGAGAAAGAUUUUGAAGUGUAUAACACGUACGGAUACGUCACUACGAAGGUGAAAGCAUAGACUUAAUGAUUUGGCAAGACCGACAGUCGAGGAGGUGAUGACUUA